AUGUCGCGAAGUACUUUUUACGAGUUAUUAGCAGUUUGUGGAGAAAAACUAGCAAAGAAAGAUACACCUAUGAGAAAUGCGAUAACAUCAGAGGAAAAACUAGUAAUAACUAUCCGAUAUUUGGCUACGGGCUGCUCUUUGGCCGAAUUACAUUAUAAUUUUCGUAUUGGUAGAUCUACUGCUAGUAACAUUAUCCAAGAAGUAUGCGAAGCAAUAUGGAUUGAAUUAGCAGACAAAGUUAUACCGCAAUGUUCAACAGAGAAAUGGAUAGAAAUUGCUAAAGUGUUUCAAACAUGUGCACAGUUUCCCAACUGUAUAGGAGCAAUAGACGGAAACAUAUUCGGACUAAGCAGCCACCCAAUAGUGGUACUAUUCUACGUACUGUUUGCGAUGUGCGAUGCCAAUUAUUGCUUCACGUAUAUUGAAGUGGGAUCAUAUGUUAAAUCAAGUGAUGCUGGCAUAUUCACAAAUUCUAAACUUUAUGAACGAUUAGUUGAUAAUACAUUGGGAGUCCCUGCACCAUAUGCUAUUGACGAAACGAAUGAAAAAUAUCCUUUCAUAAUAGUUGGCGAUAAGACAUUCCCCUUAUCCGAAAAUUUGCUUAGGCCUUUUGGAGGUAAACAACUGACACCAUUGAAAGAAACUUUCAAUGCUAGAUUAACCCGAGCCAGAAGAUAUAUUGAAUGCUGUUUUGGUAUUCUAGCCAACAAAUGGCGUAUAUUUCAUCGACCUAUUGACCUCGAUAUUGAUGCAACUGUAGUUAAAGCUGCUUGUGCGUUACAUAAUUUUAUAAGGACAAGGGAUGGCACUAGGUCGAAUGACGAGAAGUUAGAUGAAAAUAUCAAUCUUGAAGGUCUAGCACCAGAUACAACCCAUAGAGGAAAUCCAUUAGCAUUAUCCGCUAGAGAUAAAUACGCUCAAUAUUUUGUAAAACAAAAAACCGUUUAA
This is a messenger RNA of Acanthoscelides obtectus, 948 nucleotides long. The record is from the annotation of a GenBank genome assembly. Lineage: Eukaryota; Metazoa; Arthropoda; Insecta; Coleoptera; Chrysomelidae.